Messenger RNA from Gryllus bimaculatus (two-spotted cricket), 6739 nucleotides. NCBI's taxonomy places the organism in Eukaryota, Metazoa, Arthropoda, Insecta, Orthoptera, Gryllidae. The record is from the annotation of a GenBank genome assembly.
AUGGCGGCGGCUGUUGUGGAUGGUGUUAGCAGCAUGGCUAAGCACAUGUUUGACGGUCUUGUGAAUGAAUACUAUGGACGUAAGAAGGGAAACGUCAAACCUUGGACCAAAGCUCAUUUGCGACGAGUUAUUCAGUUUAUUAAUGGGGCUAACUUAGCUUAUGAAAUUGGCCAUAAACGGUCGAAUGCUGAAAUAUACUUCAGUAAAUGUUAUGAAGUGCUUUCUGUUGACGGCGUUCAACGGGUGGUAACCAAGAGAGCUAGAGACGACGGUUCAGUGAAAAUAAUGCUUGCGAAAGAAGAAUAUUUUGAUAUAUUGCAGGCUUAUCAUGAGAAAAUGGGUCAUGUUGGUUACGAUAAACUGUGUUCGGUCGUACGGGAACGGUUUACUUUGCCGAGGCAUGUAAUCGGGAUGUUCGUCAGCUGUUGUAAUGUUUGUAAACAUUGUAAAGUGCCUGCUGGAAUUCGAACAACCAGGAAGAGGAAAGCAUCGAGUGUUACAUCAAAGGGAUCAUCAGGAAAGGUUGGCAUAUUUCAGGAUUUUGUUACAGUCUUAGUAAAUAUAAUUGAAAAGUCCAAUCGUGUUGCUUUUGAAUGUAAUGAAAAGGGCAAGAGUGAACUAUGGAAAAUAUUCAAACUGAUAACAGUGGAUGGAGAACGUCAACAUUUUGCGUGGUGCUGUAGGUGCAAAGCUGUCAUUACCUAUGUACCUAGAACUGGAACUGGCAGUCUCAUUCGGCAUAAAUGUACAGGCUUAAUUCCUCCUGCAAGUCCAUACUUGAAAAACAAAGAAAAAAGGCAGAAUUCCAUCUCAAGUUUUGAUAGACUGCCUGAUUCCAAUUUUCUGAAUGUUGAAGACAGUGAAUCAUCAGGUGAUUUUGAUCUAAGGGAUCUAAGAGGGAAUUUUGUGGCAUCCAUGCAAUAUUCUCCAAGAGUAGCGCUUCUGGUGACUUCAUUAGGUUCCGGUUAUUACUGUGCUCGUGCGUUUUGCUCGUAUUACUUUUUGAAGAAUGGGACGUGAAAUGAAAAACCCUGUUAGGAGGUACUACUCCUAUGAUUGUGACAGAGAUGUUUCUCAGUGUUGUAUUGGGGGAUGUAAUAAGUUGAUAAAGGGAAAUCAUGCUGCAAAUUUGGAGAGACAUGUAUCCCGGUUACAUCCGUAUGAACAUAUGUCUCUCAUGAAGAUGAAACAACUGAUUGCUGCUGAAGGAAUUCCAUAUAAUCUUGUAUCUGUUCCCCAGGCACCGCCUGCUACACAGAAACAAUCUGCUCCUCCUCAACAACCCCCUCCAUCGCAAAAGAUGGUUCCUCCGCAACAAGUGUCAGCACCAAAACAAAUAGCUCCAAAGCCUACUUCCACACCGGUUUCACCGUUGCAGCCCCUUCCACCUCCUCCUGAAGUGUGUCUGCGUUGGAACAGUUACCAUUCAAACAUGCAAGCAACAUUUCCAAGUUUAUUAAAUAACGAACAGUUUGUGGAUGUAACGUUGGCUUGUGAAGGUCGUAGCAUUAAAUGUCACAAGAUGAUGCUGUCAGCAUGUAGUGCCUACUUUGAAGAACUGCUUAGUCAAAAUCCAUGUCAGCAUCCUAUAGUCCUGAUGAAAGAUUUAAAGUACUGGGAAGUACAGGCAUUAGUUGAUUUCAUGUAUCGUGGAGAGGUUAAUGUGGCACAAGAUAAAUUGCCGUCAUUGUUGGCUGCUGCUGAGGCAUUGCAAAUAAAAGGUUUAGCAGGUCCUGCAUUUUCAUCUCAUGAUGAUGAAAACACUCAGAGUUCAGCACCACUAAGUUCUGCUGAAGAUUAUCUUGAUGAAUCUACUCCUUCACCAUCAGGAUCCCGGAGAGCAAGAAAGCGUAGAGUUAUGAGUUCUACUCAGAGUCCACGAACCCAGGCAGUGCAGUCUCCUCAGGUACCGGUCACUCCCACAAGAAGCACAACAGGAAAACGUACAGUCAAGCCAUCUCUUUCCAUGCCUUCUACUUCAAAUUAUCAGCAUGAAAGUUCAAAUCUACCAUCAGAACCACCUGCAAGAAGGGCUCGGAAAUCAGAAUCUGGAGAAUUGGAAAUUAAAAUAGAACCAAUUGAUAUUGAAAUAAGCAAUGACUCAAUGGAUCAGAUGGAUGACAGUUUCAUGGAGAAGACUUUCGAUGAUGCAGAAGCAGGAGAUGGGGGUGAGUCAAGUGGCCAGGGAGAUGAUCCCGGAGGAACAAAUGAAUCUAAGCCAUCAAUUUCUAGUGACACAAGAAUGAAUGUACACGGACAGGAUGCAGAGCAAAUGGACUUUGGGAACAAUAGUGGCACAUCUCGAAAUGAUCAAAAUUUUCGAUAUGAAGAUAGUGGUUCACAAGAUGGCAUGUCUGCAGUUCCUGAACUACCGGGUACUUCUUACCAAGAAUCUCUCUCACAGCCUAGUAGUUCAGGAAUAAACAGUUCAGAUAAUUUGUUAGGACGCAUGUAGUGACCCAGAUUUAUCAAGAAGCCGACUUCCAUUUCCUGACAACUUCUGUGAAACUACUGCUGCCUUCUACAAUCCACACUCACAAAAUUUGGUACAAGGUUAUUUGUGAAGACCACGAAAAUACAUUUAUUUUUAAGGCAUUAUUUUUACUUGAUAUCUGUACAUGAUCAGAUAUUGCUGACUCUUUUUCUUUCUUUCUUUUUUUUUUUUUUUUUUCCCUGAUAUGUGAUUUCUGGAGUUGUGAUACUGAAAGAAACAUCUGUUUUAAUGUUGAUCCUAUUUGUUAUUUAUUACUAGUGUUUAUUUUCUUUAAUAAAUUAUUCUUCAUUUUUGCGAUUGUAAGACAAUGAAUCUAUUUUGCCAUUGCUUCCUCGUUUUGUCAUAAAACAUAACAUCUUAGUUAAUGCCUAAGUGUUUUGAUAACUAGAUUUUUGAUAAGUCUUUUUGUGUUAUUCUCAAUUAUCUGAGGAUGUAGAUUCAAAAGGGAUAUUAAUUUCUAAAUUUAAAUGAAGAGUUGAAAGGCAUAUUUUGUGCAUCAAAUACAUUUUUAACAGAGACAUAGUGCUUUGAUGAGAAUGAAUUAGAUUGAAUAUUUGAUUUAAAACAUCAUAAAAAAAUAAUGAAAAUUAGAAAUCAUAAUAUUAAUAUUUUGAUUUUCUUAAAGUGACUGAAAUUUUCUGUUCAUCCUAUUACAUUUUAAUUCAUUGCAGUAAACUGGGAAAACAGAUUUUCCAGAACUUGAUGAAUAACUGUGUAUAAUUAUAUAUGCAACAUUUCAUGGUGUGGUCAUAGGGAAACAACAAAUUACUGUACUUUUCUGAAGAGGACCAGAGUUAUUUUCCUUUGCACCAAAAUCAAAUAUGCUAAUCGUUUAAGUUAGCUGUAGAAAUAAUCAGUAACUUAAAUGUAGUGUUACUUGUUCUGUAAAAGUACUAUAUUUAAAUGCUUUGUCCUAUUGUAUUUCUGAGUAUGAGCCAUUAUAUUCUUUGUGAUUGUGACUUUUUGUGUGCUGUAGAUUUGAUGUGCAUGUUGCUUUGGAAGAGAGCUAACAAGAUGUUUGGUUUGAGAUAUUUCUGAAUUAAGCAGUUCGUGUUUGUAAUGAGAAUUAUCCAACAGGUGUUUCUGAGAAGGGUGUACAAAAGAUCUUUCACUGCGAUGGAAAGGAAAUGGUUGCUUUGCUGAUACAUACAUUGUUAUGUAAUUAAACAUUUGAUGUGUGAAAUGCAUGGAAUCAAUAUUCCAGAAAUGCAUAAAUAUUUGAUUAGCAUGUAAUUAUUGCUAAUCUACAGCUAAAUCAUGACAAGGAGGAAUUUUGAACAAUCUCUGCAAUCCGAAGGAAUAGGAAGGGUUUUCCUACCUUGUAUAAGUGUUGUACAAAGCAUGCCAACGUUGAGUGAAUGAAUCAGUGCAUUUAUUCAUAUGAAAGUUUUAUCAUUAGUAUUCAAAUGCUUCUAAAACUUCAAUUUUUUUCUCCUCGAGUCUAGAAUACUUGUUUUUUGUUUAUCUAGACUUUUUGUGGCAUCCUUUCUGUAGGAGUUUAGUUGCAAAUGGACUGUCUCACAUUUUAGUCAGAAUUAAGUGGAUAAUACUUGGUAUUCCUGCAACAUAUCCCCUUGUCUAAAUUGUGCUUAAUUGUACCAGUGAGCAAGGUACACAACUGGUUGAGUUAAUUUCAUUAGUGUAAUAUUUGGCCAUUAGUUCUUUCUGAAUUUGAAUUUAAAUGGAUAAGCAUGGUUUUCAUGAGAAAUAUUUAGAAAGUUAUUCAGGAUAGUGAAGCAUUCUAGAAAAUGGACGAUAAAAUGUUUGAUAACAUUGCUGAUUUCAUUCUGACAUUGCCAAUAUUAUAUUGGUAUGUCCCUAACCUUAGUAUAGGCCUUUCAUGAAUUGAAACCAUUGGUCUAGGCAAAUGCAGUUAUUUUCUAAUGCUGAUUCUCUGCUAAAGCAACAGGCUGGGUGGAGGAUUUGCUUCAAAGAUAUGUAGAUUAUCACAGUAGUGCUGUGAAAAAAAUUACCUGAAUGUGCCUAGUCAUUUCUUAAUGAAGUAUAUAAGGUUUGCAGAAGUUUUGCCAUAGGAAAUAUUUUCAUGCAGACUUUUCUACUCAACCAUUUGAAUCCAAAUUUAAGAGUAAAUCUUUUCUCAAGAAAUGGUACAUUAAUGAGCACUAAUUUUUAAUGGAUGCUUGGGUGCAUUUUGUUUACCAUGUUCAGGUAGAGAAGAGGGUGAAGUAAGAUAAUUUAUUUUUGAAUGGUCUUCCAAUUGAGAAAUGUUAAUGUCCUCGUUUAAAAAAUUGAUAUAAAUUAAUAUUGCUGUAAACUUUGUUCUGCACUGGAUCUGUAAAAGGACUAUAAUACUUAUAUUGCAGUACAGCGACAGCUGUCACUCUUUUUGAAAAAGGAAACUUUUUGUUUUAAUAGAAAUUUUACCUGAUAUGGUGAAAUCUUCAUAAUGAACUCCAGCUUAAUGAUUAUUCCAGUUUUGAUAUUUUCCAUAAGGAAUAUGCAAAGCAAUGUCGCUUACAAAAUUUGAACUUUGAGUAUAACUGUAAAAUUUAGUGGUUCUUUAAAUUCAAAUUUAUUAUUUUCUCCUUAGUGCUCUGAGGUUGAUGGUUGGCAGGGAGCACUGAGCUUACAAACUAGCAAUGUACUCUACUAAUUUGGAUCUAAGACUUUUUAACAACCUACAAUAAGUCUCAAAUUGAUUUUUAAAUCUAGUUUGAAAAAUGAAAAUUAAAUAUUUGCUGAAAAGUGAAGCAAAAACUAAGAACCUUCUAAAAACUGAAGCAAGAGAUUGAUCCCAUUUUGAAGUGCUAAUAAACACAUCCUCUUAUUAUUUUGUAGAACUUUUGAUCUUUUAAGAAAGGAUGCUGCAGAAUAUAAUAUUCAUGAAGAUCAAAGAUAAUUCAUGAAGUAAGAAUGAUGCUUGCUACUUACACAAGUGUUACCAAUUUUAUUUAUUAUAAUUAUUGGUAUGUUUUCAUGGGGGUUUUUGAAAUUUCAGAUUUGGCAUUCCUGAAGUAAUACCAUUCUCCCUCUUACUGUAUUUCCAUUUCCCAUCAUACGUAAUGUUAUUUUAGUGUUUUCUGAUUUAAUUUUUUGCAGGAAAUGUGAGAAGUUGGAACUUGGUAAUAAUGAUAUAUUGUCCUAAGUAUUAAAUUUCUGUUGUAGAUCAAAAAUCUUGAUCUCUCUCUCACCUACACAAAUCUAAUUAGUAUUUUCAUUGUAAAAAAAUGAUUGUGUAUUCAGUGACCUGAUUUUGGAAAGUUGUUUUCUAACCAAAAAAUGACUAUUGUGACAUAAACUAGUCUUGUCUGUUCGGACGUGUGGCAACUAUUGUAGUGGCAUGUGUUCCUGUGGAAGUGAAUAUAGAAUUGCAACUUCUGGAAACCUGGUAUCGUGGGGGAAAUGCCUAUUUAUUUUCACUUGCAAGUAAUUGGUGUUGCUUCUGAGUGAUCGGUUGCCCUUUACCAUGCUUUUUAAUAGGCUUAGUUGCACAAAAAUGCAGCUAUUUUUGUCGAUAUGCAAGUGAUGUGCUCAAAAAAUUCAAGCUUAAGAUUAGUUAGUGGUUUGUACAUUGAGGAAUGUCGGGUGCAUACUUUACAGAAAGUAUAUUUGAUGAUAUCUUGUUUUGAUACAUCACUUGCUGCUAAUUAAAUACAAUUUAGUUUGUAGAAAUCAAACUGUGUAACAUUAAGUUGCAAUCAUUGAAGGACUGAAUAAGUAUUCAAGAAAUAUAAAUACUGUGCACGUUUAUCAGUUGUGCUUCAGCUGUUUGGUACAUUAGGAGGUAGCAGAUAUACUGAUUACCUGAUACCUAUUGGUACCAUCUGUAUGAUUUUAGCUUGUGUAUGAAUGUGAGUGUAUGUAUAAUUUAUAACUAAAUUGAGUAAAAUGUUUACAUCCACUAGGUGGAUGUGUAUUCUUUUAAAAUAGUUUGUUUUUGUCUUUUAUACAGUUUAUGAUUUGUAAUAUGCAAUAGACUGACAGAUUUUGAAAUUCCAAAGUUUAUUGUGGAAAUAUCUUCCAUUAUUUCUGACUACAUUAGAAGAAAUUUCAAGAAUUUGAUUUUUCUAAAAAGUCCAAAGGUAGUUUAAAAUAGAAAUAGUAUGUUGUGUUAGAUUUGGACAUGUACCUUUUUUAUUGUAGAUAAUAAAAAUUUGUUCUUUGUAUGUUGAUUUUUAUUUUUGAAAAUGCAAUUUUAAUAUCAGACAAAUGCACAAUCUUUAUCUUCAAAAUUGUAAUGACUUGCAAUAUCGUGUAUGCAAUUAAGUAUGAUAUCUUCAAUAA